UAAGAUUAUUGAAAGCCAAACGUUUGAUUCAACAGUUUUCGAUGGAUUCUUCCAUUGCUAUGUCAGAAUCAUCUGCUCUUUCUCCAAAUUUGAAGUGGAGAUAUGAUGUGUUUUUGAGUUUUAGAGGAGAGGAUACUCGAUCUAACUUCACCAGUCAUCUUGACAUGGCCUUGCGGCAAAAGGGAGUCAACGUCUUCAUUGAUGAUAAGCUCAACAGGGGUGAGCUAAUCUCUGAAUCUCUUUUCCGAUCUAUUGAGGAAGCUUUGAUUUCUAUUGUUAUAUUCUCUGAAAAUUAUGCAUCAUCUUCAUGGUGUCUGGAUGAAUUGGUGAAAAUAAUCGAAUGUAAGAAAUCCAAAGGUCAGAUAGUUUGUCCAAUUUUCUAUAAGGUGGAUCCAUCGGAUGUACGAAAACAAACCGGAAGUUUUGCAGAGGCAUUGACCACACAUCAAGCUAAGUUCAAGACAAAAAUCCAAAUUUGGAAAGAUGCUUUAACUGCUGCAGCUAACUUGUCUGGCUGGAACCUAGGAUCUAGGAGGGAGGCUGAUCUUAUUCAAAACCUUGUUGAAGAAGUAUUGUCGAUAUUAAAUCUUAAUUGUACGCCUUUAUAUGUAGCUAAGUAUCCGGUUGGAAUUGAUUAUCAACUAAAUUUUUUAAGGCUACACUCCCCUUAUUGGACACAAGAUGAGCCUAGUAUUGGUGUUUACAUGGUGGGAAUAUAUGGGAUUGGAGGCAUUGGUAAAACAACUUUGGCCAAAGCUUUAUACAACAAAAUUGCUCACCAAUUUGAAGCUUGCUGCUUCCUAUCAAAAGUUAGGGAAGCUUCAAAGCAAUUCAAUGGCCUUGUUCAACUUCAGGAAACCCUACUCCAUGAAAUCUUAAAGGAAGAUUUGAAGGUUGGUAACCUUGACAAAGGAAUUAACAUCAUAAGGUAUAGAUUGCGUUCAAAGAAAGUUCUUAUCGCUCUGGAUGAUGUGGAUAAGCUUGAGCAGUUAGAAGCAUUGGUUGGUGCACAUGAUUGGUUUGGCAUUGGUAGUAUGAUCAUCGUGACAACAAGAAACAAUCAUUUGAUUUCUACCCAUGAAUUUGAUCAAAAGCAUGGUAUUCGAGUGAUGAAUCACGAUCACGCCCUUGAACUUUUUAGUUGGCAUGCUUUUAAGAAAAGUCAUCCACCAAGUAAUUAUUUAGACCUUUCAAAACGUGCUACAAGUUAUUGUAAUGGUCAUCCCUUGGCUCUGGUUGUUUUGGGUUCUUUCCUCUGUACCAGAGCUGAGCAAGCAUAUUGGAAAAGUAUAUUAGAUGAAUUUGAGAACUCUUUGAACAAAGACAUCAAUGACAUUCUUCAAAUAAGUUUUGAUGGGCUUGAAGAAAAAGAAAAGGAGAUUUUCCUCGAUAUUUCUUGUCUUCUAGUGGGAGAAAAAGUUGACUACGUUAAGAAUAUUUUAAACGCAUGUCAUCUCAAUCCAGAUUUUGGAAUUUUAGUCCUUAUGGAUCUUUCACUUAUUAUGGUUGAAAACGAUAAGGUGGAGAUGCAUGAUUUAAUACGACAGAUGGGUUAUAAAAUAGUCAAUGGUGAAUCUUCUGAGCCGGGAAAAAGAAGUAGAUUGUGGUUAGAAGAGGACAUUUUGAAGGUGUUUAUUGAUAACUCUGGAACAGAUGCAGUUAAAGCCAUAAAGUUGGAGUUGCCUAAUCUCACAAGAUUAGAUGUGGAUCCACGAGCUUUUAGAAAAAUGAAAAAUUUAAGAUUACUUAUGGUUCGAAAUGCAAGAUUUUCUACCAAUCUUAAAUAUCUACCGGAUAACUUAAAGUGGAUUAAGUGGCAUGCAUUUAGUCAGGACUCUCUGCCGUCAAGUUUUAUUACAAAAAAUCUCGUUGGAUUAGAUUUGCAAUACAGUCGCAUCCAAAAUGUUGAGAAAGGAUGGAAGGAUUGUAAAAGGUUGAAGCUGGUUGAUUUUAGUUACUCAAGAUUAGAGAAAAUUCCCGACUUCUCUACCUCAUCGAGCCUUGAAAAAUUGUAUCUUAACCACUGCAUAAAUUUAAGAGCAAUUCCUAUGUCGGUUGUUUCUCUUAGUAAGCUUGUUAUCUUAGACCUUAAUCACUGUUCCAACCUUAAAAAGCUUCCAAGUUAUCUCAGGUUGAAGUCUCUUAAAGUUUUGAACCUCAAUUACUGCAAAAAACUUGAGGAACUUCCAAAUUUCUCUGCAGUAUCAAACCUUGAAAAAUUGUAUUUGAAAGAAUGCACAAAUUUAAGAAUGAUUCACGAGUCUAUUGGAUCUCUAGAUGAACUUGUUACCUUGGACCUUGAAAAAUGUUCUAAUCUUAAAAAACUUCCAGGCUGCCUUUCAUUGAAAUCUCUUAAACAUUUGAAUCUCGAUCACUGCAAAAAGCUUCAGGAAAUUCCAGACUUCUCUGCCGCAUUAAACCUUCAAAGCUUGUAUCUUAAAAAAUGCACAAAUUUAAGAGUGCUUCACGAGUCUAUUGGAUCUUUGGAUAAUCUUGUUGUCUUGGACGUUAGACAUUGUACUAAGCUUGAAAAGCUUCCAAGCUACCUCAAGUUAAAAUCUCUUAAAUAUCUCGAACUCUCUGGCUGCUCUAAGCUCGAAAUGUUUCCAAAGAUUGCUGAAAACAUGAAAUCAUUAGUAUUAUUGCAUUUGGAUUCUACUGGCAUAAAGAAGCUACCUUCGUCAAUUGGAAACCUUACUGAGCUCAAAGUCUUAAAUCUUGACGGUUGCACAAACCUCAUCUCUGUUCCUGGGAUAAUUUAUUUGUUACAGAAUCUUGAAGAGCUUCAUCUCGGUGGGUGUUCUAGAUUUGAAAUGCUUCCCCAUAAAUGGGACUCACCAAUCCAUCAUGGAAACUUACCCACAAACCCUAUGUUUUCCAAGCUAACUUUGUUGGAUCUUCAACAUUGCAACCUAUCAAAUGCAGAUUUCUUGGAAAUUCUAUGUGAUGUCAACCCUUUCUUAAAUAGCCUACUCUUGUCGAAAAACAAAUUUUGUAGUCUACCCUCAUGUCUUCAUAAGUUUAUGUCCUUGUGGAAUCUCCAGUUGAGGAAUUGUAAGUUUCUUCAACAAAUUCCAAACCUUCCUCAGUGUAUACAAAGAAUGGAUGCCACGGGUUGUGAAUCAUUGGUUAGAAGUCCAGACAAUAUUUUGGAUAUAAUAUCAAGCAAGCAGGACAUUACACUAGGUGACUUUCCUAGAGAGUUCAUUCUAAUGAACAUUGAAAUUCCAGAAUGGUUCAGCCACCAGACUAUAUCAAAUUCAAUAAAGGUUAACUUUCGACAUGAUCACAAUAUAGAAAGAACUUUGGCUACUUCUGCUAAGUUCAGAGUAGAUGGAGAUUCAUAUGAAGGAGAAGCCUUAAUUUCAUGUAACAUAUUCAUCGGGUAUAGACUCCAAAGUUCUUUUAUGAGAAAAUUCGCACCAUCAACAUCAGAAUAUACAUGGUUAGUAACAACUUCUUCUCCAACAUUUAGUAGCUCCUUAGCGACGAAUGAUUGGAAUGAUGUUAUAGUCUGGUUUGAAGUUGUUAAAAGUCGUGAGGUUAACGUAACUAUAAGAAGCUGUGGUGUCCAUCUCACUGAUGAGGUCGAUGGGAUACAAAAUGAUAUUAAGGGGCAAGGAGUAAUCUAUACAGAUUAUGAUCAAUCGGUGGAAUUGGGAAGCUGGGAUGUCAUCAAAUCCUUCGCUCAAGAAGUCUCCGCCAGAUCAGAUUGCAAUGCAAUGUUGCAUGCACAGAACUUUCCAGUUGAAAUUGAUUCCAAAAUACAACCACUUAACAACUUUCCCUUACACGUAACAUGUUAUGGCGUUACAAGGAUAAGUGGCAUGGAAGGCAUGGCAGAGACGACACUCGCCAAAUCUAUAUUUGAUAAACUAGUGGAUCAUUACGUUGGGAGAAAGGCUUUAAACGAUUGGGGUGGGUUUAUUGAAAUGGAUAAACUUGGAUUUCGUGGAGGAUUUCGAAGUUGUAACACAAGCAAUAGACUGUCUUCCCAAAAAUACCUAAGAGUUUUUGAUGGUGGGUAUGAAUUUGACAUUGUGAACGAUGCGGUUGAUAGUGAUGGUCAUUUGAAUUUUACAAGAUUUUUAAGGAUUGAUGAUGUAAAAGACAGUAUACCGAUGAUGUAAAAGACAUUAUAUCCAUGAUGUAAAAGACAUUAUAUGCGAGAGUGGCCUCGUUGGUAACACAUGGAAAAGUUAGAAAGACCCUUAGAAUAUCAUCCCUCAAGUCAUUAUUUUCA
Messenger RNA from Cucurbita pepo subsp. pepo (vegetable marrow), 4243 nucleotides. The record is from RefSeq and is a predicted model, not a curated record. NCBI's taxonomy places the organism in Eukaryota, Viridiplantae, Streptophyta, Magnoliopsida, Cucurbitales, Cucurbitaceae.